Molecule: messenger RNA, 5941 nt
Organism: Zerene cesonia (dogface butterfly)
Lineage: Eukaryota; Metazoa; Arthropoda; Insecta; Lepidoptera; Pieridae
Gene: Crag
Product: DENN domain-containing protein Crag
Exons: 35
Coding region: 267-5153 (1628 amino acids)
Biological process (GO): regulation of Rab protein signal transduction
Cellular component (GO): cytoplasmic vesicle
Molecular function (GO): protein binding
Source: RefSeq, a predicted model, not a curated record
AAAAUUAAAAGAUGUAACUAGUGGAUGAAUUUAGAUUAUUGUUUGUAGAUGAGAAGUGGAGUGCGCUUUUAAUGUGAUAUGUGAUGUAAUUAUUAAUGUACGGAAAGUGAAUAUUGCAAAUGUCAUGUGUUUAUGAUAAAAUUAAUUUAUUAAAUCAUGUAUUCAUGUUUAGCAAUAAUCUCCUGCAACCACUGACGGUUUUAUUAAACAAAUUUGUUAUCUGUAUCAUUAUUUGAUAAUUUUUAUAAAUCAAAUAAAAAAAAGCAAUGGAGGAACGGAGAGUUGCAGAUUACUUUGUGGUUGCUGGUCUUCCAGAACAACCAGAAGUGCUUGACGAUUCUGAUUCUGGACACUUGAAAGGAUAUAGUACAAAAGCACCAAUCACAGAUAUUGGUGUGGUAUUUCCUGGGUUAGGUGAAACGGUGCCAAAUGAUUACGAAUUAAUAGAAUCAACACCGACUGGUCUACCGGCUGAUCUGAACCAUGGCUCCAUGCGAUCUCCAGUUUGUUUUUUGUGCAUCCGACGGGGACGGGACAAGCCGCCCCUCGUUGAUAUCGGCGUCAUGUACGACGGCAGAGAGCGUCUCAUGGCGGACGCGGAGAUGGUACUCAAAUCGGUGGGCGGUAGACUGGCGAACGUGAACAAUUCCACGGCGAAAACUUAUAUCACGUACAGGCGGGCGCAUCCAACCGCGCCGUGCAAUGCUCUAGUCGUAGUCGAUAUAUGCGUAGUCGUCACCAGUAGGGGGGAAACCCCGCCACAUGCGUUUUGUAUGAUUGCGAAGAAUUUGAACAAAGGGUUAAUGGGUAGCGAUGUAUUCCUCUGCUACAAAAAGUCAAUGAACCGUCCGCCGCUAAUAGCUUUCAAACCAGAAGUACUGUUUAGGUAUCCCACGGUAGAUCGUCGCAGCAUGGCAUUUCCUACUUCUGUGCCCCUGUUCUGUCUGCCCAUGGGCGCCACGUUGGAGCUGUGGCCUAAUAACGCGUCUGCACCAAAGCCUGUAUUUUCCACUUUCGUUCUGACCGUCGCGGAUGCUACUGACAAGGUGUACGGUUCGGCCGUAACGUUCUACGAGAGCUACCCGCACGCGCAGUUGACGGAGGGGCACCAGGAGGCGCUCGGGUGGCGCGCCGGCGUCAGCCAGAGCACGCACUCGCUGCACGCCAACAAGUGCAUCUGCCUGCUCUCGCGGUGGCCCUUCAGCGACACGUUCGAGCGGUGGCUGCUCUAUAUUCUGGAAAUGUCAUGGAGUAAAGAACCGUUAAAUAUACCAAUCGAAAGGUACAUAACACACUUAUUGGAAGAAGUUCCAUUUCCCGAACCUCGCAUAUUACUUCAGUUAUCACCCACAAACCCACACGAUCGGGUCAUAGUAACUAGACGUGACGAUCAGCCGUUAGUACGAAGCGGCGCUGGCUUUAGACAGCUCUUGUUAAAUCUAGGACCUGAUAACUGUCUAUUGCUGCUUGCUUUGGCUAUCACCGAGCAGAAAAUACUUAUACAUUCAUUGAGACCAGACACACUUACCGCUGUAUCAGAGGCAGUAUCGAGUCUCCUGUUUCCAUUCAAAUGGCAGUGCCCGUAUAUACCACUUUGUCCAUUAGGAUUAGCGGAAGUACUUCACGCACCUUUGCCGUAUUUAAUAGGUGUUGACUCGAGGUUUUUUGACCUUUACGAACCGCCACCCGACGUUACUUGUGUCGAUUUAGACACCAAUAAUAUAACAAUAUGUGAAUCGCAGAGGCAUAUAUCAUUAAAGUUGCUUCCGAAAAGUCAAGCGAGGGCGUUAAGGCAGACGUUGGAACAGUUGUUCGCGAACAUUCGACCCGGUAUGUUAGCGUCGCCCAUCCACUAUUCAAAUAACAGCAAAUAUAAUGGUGAACCAACUACGAGUCUAGAUAGGGACUUCCAAAAGCGGAAAAAGGAGCAAGCAUUAGAACUGAAGAUUCAAGAAGCAUUUCUCCGAUUUAUGGCUGUGACGUUGGAAGGUUAUCGCAGAUAUCUGAUUCCCAUAACAAAGGCACCCACUGUUGGCACUACUGAUCCACAUGCGCUCUUCCAAAUGGACGCUUUUCUCAAAUCCAGGGAUAAGACGCAACAGCGCUUCCUGACGCUGAUAAUGCGCACGCAAAUGUUCACGCGGUUCAUAGAGGAGCGCUCGUUCGUGUGCGACGGCGCCGACCAGGGGCUCACGUUCUUCGACGAGUGCAUCGAGCGGGUGUCGGCCGACGGCGCGCUGCUCGACGUCGAGCCCGCGCACUGCGCCGAGCGCACCGUGUUCGUGCUGCCGCCCGACCCGCCCGACCCCGAGGAGACGUACACGUACGAGAAGUUCAUCCUGGACGCGGGGCUGGCGGGGCGCUGCCGGCAGAGCGCGCGCGGCGCCGUGCAGGCGCUGCCCAGCGCCGCGCGCGCCUCCGCCGAGUCGCUCGCCGACGCGUCGCCCAUGGCCAGGCGCACCAAGCACGAGAUCGCGGCCGCUCAGAGGAUGGCGCGUAAAGCCAGUCUGUCCCCGGAAGCAUGGGCCAAGUGUCUCCUCGGCGCGUGCUACUCGCUAUACUUCCUGGCGCUCCCGUGUCGUCUCACGCUGUACCGCGGCAAGGAACACGCUACAUUGCGCGCCGCGUAUGAGCUGCUCGAACGCGCUACCAAACUGCGCGUGCCGUUGGAUGAGGUGUGCUACCGAGCUAUGAUGCAGUUAUGCGGCAUCUACUCGCUGCCCGUGCUGGCGGUGCAGUUACUCUUCCUGAUGAAGCGCGCGGGCCUCCAGCCGAACGCACUGACGUACGGGUACUACAACAGAUGCGUGCUGGAGGCCGCUUGGCCCCAAGAUAUGCCUAGUGGUUCGCAAUUACUAUGGAACAAGUUGCGUAUAGCCGUGAUGGGUGCGGCGCUGUUCCGUGCUGCGGGCGCGCAGCGAGCGAGCCGCGCCGCCGGGCAAGCUACUGCUGGAUCUGGCGGAACAUUACCACGCGUAAGAACAGUUGCAGGAGAAGGUACUGAACUUGCUGCGUUAGCACUGGCUGAACCGAUGCGAAGCCGCUCCAGCUUAGAUUCAGUGUGCCGCGAGGAGGCGAGCGCGAGCGCGAGCGCGUUCGAGGCGCUGUGCCGGCGCGGCAACAUCGUGCGCACCAACACGCACGCGCGGGCGCACACGCGCGCGCACGCGCUCUCCGCGCACGCCGGCAUACUUAUAUCGGGUGUGCCGUCUAACCCUGAUCUCAGUGAGAACACGCGACCUCGCAGCAACUCGUUAGGUAAUGAAGAAGCGGAACCCACCAUGCCUAUUGCCGAAAAGAGACAAACCAUUCACGUAAGUCCAGAAAGUCCAUCGGAUUUGCGGAUACUCACAAGAUCGGAAAGUUUCGCUGGUGACGCCCAAAUCGUUCAAAACUUGCAGAGGCUUUCAUUUGGAAAUACAAACCCCAAAGCGCGCUGUUCACGAACGCUCAGCUUUCCCGAAGAGACCGAUAAGGAAAUGGCGGCAAUACAGAUUAACGAUGCCAACAAAACCUCCCCACUAAAACUGUCCCCCCGCACGCCGGUGCUGUCGGACGACCCGCUGGGCGCGCUGGCGCCGGACGGGGCGGGGACGGGGGCGGGGGCGAAGCGCCCGCCAAGCCCGCCGCGCAUACAGGACCCACCGCUGCCGAAGCACGAGCUCAGCGUCAGCCCCAAGUUGUUCCACCGCAGGAGCAACUCCUUCCAGGAUGAACCCGAGGAGCCGCCUGGGAAACUGCACAGGAGCGAGACGGCGCCCGCCACCGUGUCCAGCCUCGUCAGCUUGGGGAACACGCUCAAGAUCAGCUUUGGACGUUAUUCGCCCGCCAGACUCUCGUUGCGUAAAGAUAUGAAAAUUGGAAAGGCCAUGAUCGAGAAUUACUUCAGUCCAACAAGUAUAGCUGGCAAAAAGUCAAACGAAUUACUCCAAAGCGGUCUGAGCAGUCUCAAAUCGGCUGCAACCAGUAUGGCUAAGAAAUUCGAUGAAAUGAAGGAGGUUAUAUCAGCCAACUCGACCCCUGUAAAGAUGAAGGGCGCUAUCGGUAACGCUACGAGCGCUUUGACCAGCUUUAUUACUGAAGAAGAUUCUACCGAUGGCUCUUCUGAGAUUAACACUGAUGAUUGGUCAAGUGCAACUGGCUUUAGAAGAGCUUCAAGUGAUGCUGAGUUAGCGUGUACUAUGGAGCGCGGUUCGCUUGCAACUCUUCUGUCACAUUUGCCCGACAAUCUGUAUCCACAGCAAAAUGAGAGCACGGGCAGGGAGAAGGUGUCGGUCGUGGUGCAGAUGACGUCGUGCUCGCAGUGCCACCAGUGCCUCGCGCUGCUGUACGACGAGGACAUCAUGGCGGGCUGGGCGGCCGACGACUCCAACCUCAACACGCGCUGCACCGCGUGCGGCCGCCACACCGUGCCGCUGCUCUCCGUGCAGAUACUACGAACGGGUCAAACGCAAUCAGAAACUCUGAGUGUGCCCUAUUUGAACCCAUUAGUGCUGAGGAAAGAAUUCGAAUCGAUAUUGGGCAGAGAAGGGGACUCGUGUUUAGCUGAACCAGAAUUCGUAGAAUCCCAUCCGAUCGUGUACUGGAAUCUGGUGUGGUUCCUGGAGCGAGCAAACAUCGACAACCACUUGCCGGACUUGCUCUGCCCCAAUUACUCCUCCAAGUACACGAGCUCUGAUGCUCUGUCUGACGCUGAUAAAGUCGGUGGGUGCCGCGUGGUGUGCAGCUGGGACCUGUGGCGCUCGGGCGAGGGCGAGGCGGUGGCGCUGUACCGCGCGUGGCGCCGCCGCCAGCCGCGCUCGCGCCAGCUGCGCGCGCUGCUGCUCACCGACCACGACUACCAGUCAGUUAUUUUGACAGUAAUAGAUGGCUUACUCAGCAACGACCUUUCCGAUGCAAUACGUAAAUUAGCAUCGUGGAGGGAAUCGACUUCACCAAAUAAACGAUAUCUCUCCUAUUAUAGGGAUAUCCUCUUCCUCGCGAUGACCGCGCUGGGCGAGCCGGACAUCGACUUCGUGGCGCUCCAGCGCGAGUACACGCGCGCCAUCGAGCAGCUCGGCAGCGAGGCGCGCCCGCAGGACCUGCCGCCCUCGCCCACCGCGGUCUACUGCAGGCACUACUUCAAGCGGCUCAAGCUCAAGGUCGAAGACUAACGCCCUAUCCGAACGAACGUCACGUGAAUCGACAAUAGUACCCGGUCAUUCGCCUAUUGAAACGUCGACUACUCUGAACGGCCGAACGGUUAUUUCGCUAUAGCUUAUUCCAUGAAUUUGUUUCGUGAUAAACAGUUGAUCUCCAAACUUAUGACCGGGCUGAAGUUGUCGGUAGUGUGCUCCUGUCAUUUUGCGCAUAGUACGUGCACUCCACACAUCUCGCGGCUAACUUCAGCCCGCCCAAGAAGAUUGGAGAGUAUUUUAUUGAUUUGUUUUGCUACAGCUUAUUUCGGCUUCUUAUCACGUUUGCGAGCUUUUGACUGUUAUAAUAAUGGAUGUCCUUUUUUAAUGUAGGAAAACAAUGAUGAUGACGAACAAUAUAUAGAAAAGGUCAAGUUUAAUCAAAGCAAUAUAGAAAUAGGAUGUUUGUUUCUUCAGUGUUACAUCUAUUUGAAAUUUAAAAAACUUAAAAAUUGUAUAAUAUUGUAGUAGGAAUUUUAUACAGAAAUCAUGUUUGGGAUGUAUUAAAAUUAAGCAUGCAUAAUUGAAAUUGCUAGUAAAUACAAGUAAUGUCCAAAUUAACAUGCAAAAUGUAUGAAAAUCUUUUUUUUUUAAUAUUAAAUUUUAAAAGCAUAAGUGCCGUCCAAAUUUUCAAUCGUCGCAAAUGCUAUUUCAUUACUAUUUGGGAUCAAGUUUUUUAUGGUACGGUAAUUUAGAUUUAUUCAUUAAUGGCCUAUUUGCAUGCCCCAAAAUUAUUCCUUGAUAAUAAUGUUACCUAGCCUAAUACG